AUGAAACUCAACGAUUUCUUAAGAGUAAAUUCCGGUCAAAAUGGCGUUAAUAGUUGGUGCCAGGACCAUUCCGAUUGCACCAGUAGCAACAUGAUGUGCUACAAUCAACAGUGCAUAUGUAAGCCCAACUACCAGGAAAGUGGGUCGUCCGGGUGUAACGGCCCCCUUAACUGUACCCUGGGUCAGAUCAACUGCGGCUCAUGGGAUGGCUGGGUGUGCGACCAACAGGCGGGUCGGUGUGUAUGCAAUGAGGAGACCCAUUCGGAAAAGGUGGGCACUGGGAUAUGUGUGCCCAACGAAGGCGAUAUUACAUGCGUUAAUGGCCAGGGAUGCCAAGGCGGCCGGGUAUGCGUGCAGAAUAGAUGCCGGUGCCCACCGAACACCUACCCCACCUACACGGGCGACGCUAAAAAUCCCACGUGUCAACAGUACUCGUGCGGUCAGGAUCGUGGGUGUGCCCAUACCUGGGACACCCACCGUAUCUGUCAGGGCGGUAGGUGUAUAUGCGACGACCCCAAGUACAGGGAGACUAACACUAGCCUUGGUCAAAUUUGCGCCAUUGGUGUGGAACCUGCGUGCGGUCGGGAUGUUAAAUGUACGGACCCUAACGAGGUGUGCGUGGACUGGACCGACAAUAAUAAUAACGGGAAGUGCCAGUGCAAGGCCAAUUACUAUUAUGAGGAUGGUAGGUGCCAGGCGUUUAGAUGCCAGGAGCAGCCCCAACAAGGGGAUGAUUGGGUGGACCAGAGGUAUAAGUGUGACACAUGGGAUGAGAACAGGGAGUGCCGGCAAUCCAGAUGCGAGUGUAAGCCAGGUUACAAUGAUGGUGGUGUAUCAGGUGGCAAAUGUGUGCGAGAUGUGCAUAAAGAAUGUCCACAUUUAACUAUCGAUGUUAAUAUGAAAAUAGAGUCUGUUCGGGUGGUUACCUAUGGCAAUAUGACACAACUGCAGACUGUACGGCAGGCCUACUUUGUAUAG
Oppiella nova is the source of this 978-nucleotide messenger RNA. The record is from the annotation of a GenBank genome assembly. NCBI's taxonomy places the organism in Eukaryota, Metazoa, Arthropoda, Arachnida, Sarcoptiformes, Oppiidae.